Molecule: messenger RNA, 3059 nt
Organism: Pygocentrus nattereri (red-bellied piranha)
Lineage: Eukaryota; Metazoa; Chordata; Actinopteri; Characiformes; Serrasalmidae
Gene: tfap2a
Product: transcription factor AP-2 alpha
Exons: 7
Coding region: 533-1813 (426 amino acids)
Biological process (GO): anatomical structure development; regulation of cell population proliferation; regulation of transcription by RNA polymerase II
Cellular component (GO): nucleus
Molecular function (GO): DNA-binding transcription factor activity, RNA polymerase II-specific; RNA polymerase II transcription regulatory region sequence-specific DNA binding
Source: RefSeq, a predicted model, not a curated record
UACUGAUUCCUCAUUCAAUGGACGUCAUUUAGUGCGGAGUCUGCCUUGAGUUGCUUCCUCGCUUCACGCUCGAUUUCCGACCAUUCUUCCCUUAUUAAGUAUUCGUGUAAUAUUAAUAGUCAUGAAUAUCUGCUAUUAGGAGUCCGAAAGGAAGAGGCAGCUCUUUGCUAAAUAUGCGCCCGAGCGAGGGAACAGCUCACUGAGAGAGCGAAUGCGAUGGAAAGGGGGAUCUAAGAAACUUUAAAAAAAAAAAGCAGCCCAAUCUGCCAAGACGUAAAACUGCAUUUAUUUCCUUUUUUCUUUUCUUCCUUUUUUCUUUUUUUGUUUCUAACAAAUGAAGAACAUUGGGAAUUGUACCCAAGCUCUGAUGGAUUAUCGUGCUUCUGCUUCUUCUCGUGUUUGAACACUGGGACUCGACGCACAGAAAGAAAAAAGCGCUUCGGUGCUGUGGCUCUUUAUUCCGCCUCGCUCGCUCCGGUUCCUCGCUCAACAUUUUCUCGCGUUCUCCAGAAACGCCCGGAAAUCUCUUCAGAUGUUAGUGCACAGCUUCUCCGCGAUGGAUCGCCAUGACGGGACCAGCAAUGGGACGGCCAGGUUACCUCAGCUGGGCAGCGUGGGUCAGUCGCCGUACACGAGCGCGCCUCCGCUCUCGCACACGCCCAACUCGGACUUCCAGCCGCCCUACUUCCCGCCGCCCUACCAGCCCAUCUAUCCGCAGUCUCAGGACCCCUACUCGCACGUGAACGACCCCUACUCCAUCAAUUCGCUGCACGCACAGCCGCAGCCGCAGCACCCUGGCUGGCCAAGCCAGCGGCAGAGCCAGGAGAGCAGCCUGCUGCACCAGCACCGCGGCCUGCCCCACCAGCUGUGCCGGGAGUACCGCAGAGAGGUGCUGCUCCCCUCCGGCCACGGACUCGACACCACCGGCCUUACAGACUCUAUCCCCAUCCACGGAAUACCUCACUCUUUAGACGACGUGCAGCACGUUGAGGACCAAGGAAUUCACAUCCCUGACCAGACCGUAAUCAAGAAAGGUCCAGUUUCCUUGUCCAAGAACAACAGCAACGUGUCGGCCAUCCCCCUCAAUAAGGAUGGGCUUUUCGGCGGUGUGGUCAAUCCAAACGAGGUUUUCUGUUCGGUCCCUGGCCGCCUGUCCCUCCUCAGCUCCACGUCAAAGUACAAGGUCACGGUAGCAGAAGUGCAGAGACGCCUCUCACCGCCCGAGUGCCUCAACGCCUCCCUGCUCGGCGGGGUGUUGAGAAGGGCAAAAUCUAAGAAUGGAGGAAGAUCCUUAAGAGAGAAACUGGAUAAAAUCGGAUUAAAUCUACCGGCAGGAAGGCGCAAGGCCGCAAACGUGACCCUGCUGACGUCACUUGUGGAAGGCGAAGCCGUGCAUCUUGCCAGAGAUUUCGGUUAUGUAUGCGAGACCGAGUUCCCGGCCAAGGCAGUAGCUGAAUACGUAAACCGUCAGCAUUCCGACCCAAAUGAACAAGUCCAAAGAAAAAACAUGUUAUUGGCAACGAAACAAAUCUGCAAAGAAUUCACCGACCUGCUCUCCCAGGACCGCUCGCCCCUGGGGAACUCUCGCCCGCAGCCCAUCCUGGAGCCCGGCAUUCAGAGCUGCUUGACCCACUUCAGUCUCAUCUCGCACGGCUUCGGGACGCCGGCCGUGUGUGCGGCCGUGACCGCGCUGCAGAACUAUCUGACCGAGGCCAUUAAGGCCAUGGACAAAAUGUACCUCAACAACAACCCCAACAGCCACUCCGAAUCUGGCACUAAAGGCGGAGACAAAGACGAGAAGCACAGAAAGUGAUCUCCAGCCAACGUCCAGGCGGCCACACUAUUAACGUUACAAAUACAUAUUAAACACAAAUCCCCACUAGUGACCAAGGCGACAGUCGUGCCACUUAUUAUUUCUUUCCCCGAGCUUGAUUCGCAAACGUGUUUGAGUUGUUUUCGAAACCAGAUCCAACCGGGAAUCGACGGAAAACCCAGUUCUCCAAAUAAAAUCCAAAGGGUGGCGGUGUGACCGGAUGGAGCGCGAGCGAAGGAAGAAAAAAAUACUAGAUUUGCCACCCGAGGACUUUUAAUGAACUCCAUCUUUUUUAUUACGAGCUGCAACGGACUGAAAUCUAGCCACCCCUUCUCAAUCCAAGAUUGUAGCCAUGUGACUAAAAAAAGAAGCUGAAAGAGGAUGAUUUUCUAUCAGUAUUGUGAAUAAUAAACUUGAACGAAAGAAAAAAAAAAGCUCCACAGCUCCAUCGCCAUGACUUCAGACAUAAGACGUUUCACACUGAGCGACCAACUUGAACUUUUGAAAAAUUUCAACACGAUUCACGGUUAUAUGAGGGAAUCUGUGUUCAUGUAUGUAUAUAUUUAUUUAUGUGUAAUUUAACGGGAACUGUAAAUAUGGUGCGUCUGUUGAAACUUCUUUUUUUAUUUAUCUGGUGCCUCCUGUUUUAGUGGGUUUGAAUAUUCGCUUAGUUCUUCAUGUGGUUUUAUGGUUCUUAGAAAAAAAACAAGUUUGGGGUUAUUAUUUUUUUUUUCUCUGGGAUAUUUCAACUCAGCCCUCUUGUAGCAUGUUGAGGCGUCAUCAAAGCAAGUGAACAAAUUGAAUAGAAAUAAACGUCCAUUUUUUUCUCUAUAUAUCAUCCUUAUGCCAUUCAGUUUUUAAUCGAAAAAAAGAGAUGACAGAGACCCCGAUGAGACUAGUUUUUGUGUUUCUAUUUUCUUGUUUUUUAUACGAGCUUUUAUGUGUUGUGCCAAUCAGAAUACGUUUCACCUCUUGUUCUUCCCUCGAAGCACCAUAAGAGCAAUAAAUGGAUAGCCUAUUGUCCUCAGAAAUCUUUACUUUUUUUUCUUCAAAAAAUGAUCAAAUAAAAAAAUUAAAAAAGGAAAAAAAACAUUUGGGACCAUCUGAUAUCUUGUAUGUCCAAUGUCGAAUUGGAGGCGGUUUUAUCUGUAUUGUAUAGGCCUGUGCUGGCAAUAGUUCCCAUGCCUGUCAAUGUAUUAUAGUCAUUUGUUGCCCAGGAAAAAAAAUAAAUAUUUGAUACGCUUCA